ACAGGUACUUCGAGUUAAGCCGACUCCAGGCACUGCUGCUGAUUAGAACUAGUGCAUCAUGGAAAGCAGGAGUGGAGGAGACCGGACGUUCUUUUAGACUAGAAGACUACUUCACCUGCGUCUUGAGCAUCUCCUAACCUUCUAGGCUGGACCAGUCUGCAAAGAAGAGACAAUGGCUUUUUAUCCCCUUCAGAUUGCUGGACUGGUUCUUGGGUUCUUCGGUCUGGUUGGGACCAUUGGCACGACACUUCUGCCUCAAUGGAGAGUAUCAGCUUUCAUUGGCAGCAACAUUAUUAUCUUUGAGAGGAUCUGGGAAGGACUUUGGAUGAACUGCAUUCAGCAAGCGAGGGUCACGUUGCAGUGUAAGUUCUAUACCUCCAUUUUGGCUCUCCCGCCCGUACUGGAGGCAGCACGUGCACUCAUGUGUGUGGCUAUAGCUCUUUCCUUGACUGCUCUCAUCAUUGGCAUCUGCGGAAUGAGACACAUCCAGUGCACCGGCUCCAGUAAGAGGGUCAAAGCGUACCUGCUGGGAACUUCAGGAGUCCUCUUUAUCCUGACUGGUAUCUUCAUUCUGAUUCCAGUGUCCUGGACCGCCAAUAUCAUCAUCAGGGAUUUCUAUGACCCAAACGUCCACAUGGGUCAGAAGCGAGAGCUUGGAGGAGCUCUCUUCCUUGGCUGGGCGACCGUUGCUGUCCUCUUCAUUGGAGGUGGGCUGCUCUGUGGAUAUUGCUGCUGCAACAGAAAGAAGCAGUGGCACCGAUAUCCAGUGCCAGCACACCGUGUGCCACAAAAAGAUAACCAAAGGAAGGGGGCCGUGCCUAGCAACACCUCCACCAGCUACGUCUAAGGCUUGUUUUCAACACCAGCCCAUGGCUUAGGCUCAUGCAUUUUAUAGUCUUCCCAGAAACUGUGAGUACAUCGGGCAAGAGAACCACCAUUAUGGUAGAUUUAGCCUGAGAUGAAACUUUUGAUAUCUUUUUUACCUGAGGCAGGAAUAUAAAUGACUUAUUUGGACAUUAUGAUUCACUGUUUAAUACCUGUGCUCACUCUUGUCCGACUCAAUAUUUCUUCCAAUUCAUAUAGUCAAAUACAAAGUACAUUCUCAAUUUUAGACAUGUGAUGAUUGUGCAUACUCUCUCUUUGAGAGGACCUGGGAAGGGUUUUAAAUGAACUGCAUCCAGCAAGCUUGGGUCAAACUGCAGUGCAAAUUCUGUAACUCCAUCUUGCCUCUCACACCAAUACUAGAAGUAGCAUAUGGACUCAUUGUCAUGUAUUCUGAUAAGAAAAUCACAGUUGCAAUUGACAUUCCAUAUCAAUAAAACAUACACAUAUUUUCAAAGAUAA
Molecule: messenger RNA, 1344 nt
Organism: Mesocricetus auratus (golden hamster)
Lineage: Eukaryota; Metazoa; Chordata; Mammalia; Rodentia; Cricetidae
Gene: Cldn17
Product: claudin 17
Exons: 1
Coding region: 173-847 (224 amino acids)
Biological process (GO): bicellular tight junction assembly; cell adhesion
Cellular component (GO): plasma membrane; bicellular tight junction
Molecular function (GO): structural molecule activity
Source: RefSeq, a predicted model, not a curated record